CCCAGGCACCUGAGACUUUUACCUUUACCCAAGAAAGGAAUAAAAGAGGUCAGACGAUGACAACUGUGUCCUCAACAGCCAGGCCCCAGGAAUCAGUGGCUUUUGAGUACAUGGCUGUGUACUUCACUAAGAAGGAAUGGGCCAUCAUGGUACCUGACCAGAGGGCCUUGUACAGGGACAUGAUGCUGGAGAACUAUGAGGCUGUGGCCUUUGAAGUGCCACCUACUUCCAAACCAGCUUUGGUCUCUCAUCUGGAGCAAGGGAAAGUGCCCUGUUUCACCCAACCACAGGGAGUCCUAAGCAGGAGGGACUGGAGAGCAGGCUUUAUAGGAUACUCGGAACUGAGAAAAUAUACUUACUUAGCUGAACAAAUGUUACUUAUAAUAAAAUCAAAACUUCUUCAAAAUCAUCAAUGCUGGGAAGACAGGAAAAAGGCUUAGUUCUUGACAUUCAAAUACCAGUUUUCCAAGUAAGGAGUUGAUGU
Messenger RNA from Saimiri boliviensis boliviensis (Bolivian squirrel monkey), 484 nucleotides. Its product is annotated as KRAB domain-containing protein 1-like. The record is from RefSeq and is a predicted model, not a curated record. NCBI's taxonomy places the organism in Eukaryota, Metazoa, Chordata, Mammalia, Primates, Cebidae. Gene Ontology annotation, biological process: regulation of DNA-templated transcription.